AUGGAUAAAAAUGCGAAACGAUGGAAACGCUAUGCAGAGAUGCCUCAAGAAAAGAAGGAUGAACUUUUACGUCGUCAAAGAGAAGCUAGCGCACGUCGUUACACACAAAUGCCACAGGAUAAAAGGGAUGAUCUUUUACGCCGUCGAAGGGAGGCUAAUGCUGGAAAGAAAAAAAAUAUGUCCCCUUCUGCCUCUGAUUGUGUGUCAAAAUUUGCCGCUUCUAAGAGAAAACGUGUAGAUUACACUCAAAACACACCUGAUCAGUUAGAAGAUUCAGCUUCGUAUUUUGUUGUUCAAUCAGAAACUGUGUUAAGCAGUGAUGGAUUACCAUACUUGCUGGGCUCUGCAGUUGCUUCGUUGGGAAAUGAAAAGCAUGCUUCCUCUUCUGUUAUUGCAAAUUCCAUUCCAUCUAAUGGUCAGCAAGGAGGAGAAGUUUCGCUUGUCGCUGCACCGAUGCCUUAUAAUCUUUGCCGUCUCUUUAUCGGUGAUGAUGAAGAAUGUGAACAUUUUUGGAAGAAUGUUCACACAUAUAAUAACAACGUUUCUUUCACUGCUUUUAUUGCAAAAUAUGAUCCAGAACUGACAGAAAAUAAGCACGGUGUUUAUACAUUUCGAGUACAGGGCCAAGUAUAUCACUUUCUUGAUAGUUUGCUAUCACAACGUGAUAAACCAUCUGGUAUUCAGUUAUACUUUUUUGAUACAGAUGAGGAACUUGCAAGGCGACUUGAUGCUUCCACGCGACUACGCGAAGGUACUCUUAAAUUGCUUAUGCGCAUUUUAGCUGGCAAUCCUUAUGCUAAAUUCUUUAAGGAUUUGCGUCAUAUUCCUGCUCUCGAACAACAUAGAAUUGUUCUUAAUUGCAAUCCUGCUCUUGAUCAGCGUAUAUAUAAUCUUCCGUCCGCUUCUCAAGUUGCUGCUAUAUGGACUGAAACUGAUGAUGAAUCAGUUGAUAAGUCAGUCCACAUUGAAAUUUAUAGUCAUUCAAAUAAAAGUCAUAUGAUUAGGCAUUAUUAUGCUUGCUAUGACUCUUUGCAGUAUCCUUUGUUAUUUCCUCGUGGGGAAUCUGGAUGGCACCAUGGAAUUCAAAGGAUUACGUCUAAAAAUAGGAAAAGAGCCUAUCAUGUCUGUGAAGAUGAUAUUGGUAUUGAUCCAGCAUCUAUCAGUACUCCGUCUGAUUUGAUUAAUCUAGAACAAACAGCCGCUGAUCGUGCUAAGAAACAGAAAACUAAUGUUACGGCUAGGGAAUACUACUAUUAUAAGUUUCAAAUGAGAAAUGAUGAUGAUUCCAUGUUGUUACAUAUAGAGACAUCUAGACUUGAUUUUCAUAGAAAGAAACAAAAUACCAUUCGGACUGAAGCUCUUCAAGGAAUAAUGGAUAGUGUUUCUUUAGGCCAACUGUCAGGUUCUAAGGUUGGUCGGCGAAUAUAUUUGCCAGCUUCGUUUGUUGGAGGACUGCGGGAUAUAAGGCGUAGAUAUCUUGAUGCGAUGGCUUUAGUACAAAAAUAUGGAAAGCCUGACAUUUUUUUGACUAUGACAUGCAAUCCAAUGUGGCCAGAAAUUCAGGAAAAUUUAAAGUACAAAGAAAAACCUCAAGACAGGCCAGAUCUUUUAGCUAGAAUGUUUAGGGCAAAGUUUGAAAUGCUGAAAGCAGAGAUUGUUACAAAGAAAAUAUUUGGAGAUGUAGCAGCCUAUGUUUAUUUUAAGCCUCUUAAUCCAGCAGCCUAUGAUAAAAUUGUGUGUGCUGAACUCCCUGAUCGUAAAAAGCAUCCUCAUCUUUAUUCUCUUAUUGUAAGGCAUAUGAUACAUGGCCCUUGUGGAAAAAUGAACAAAGAAAGUCCUUGCAUGAGAAACGGUGUCUGCAGAAAUCAUUAUCCAAAAGGGUAUUCUGACCAUACGACUCAUGGUGAGGAUAGCUAUCCACAUUAUCGCAAGCGAGAUGAUGGCCAAAAAAUUAGAGUCAGGGGUUAUGAUUUGGAUAAUAGGUGGAUCAUCCCAUAUACUCCAUACUUGCUAGCUUUGAUUGACUGUCACAUCAACGUCGAAAUCUGUUCGACUAUAAAUUUAGUUAAGUAUUUAUACAAGUAUAUAUUUAAAGGUCAUGAUAUUGUCAACUUCCACAUUAUAUCUGAUGAAACACCUCAAGAUGUUGAUGAGAUCAAGGAAUUUCAGCAAGGUCGAUCGGUUUCUGCUCCCAAAGCUUUGUGGCGGAUUUAUGCAUUUCGCUUGAAUGAAAUGACCCCUACUGUUUACAUUCUUCAGGUGCAUCUUCCUGAUCACCAAUAUGUUUCUUUUGAUCAAAAUUCUGAUCUUUCACAGCUCUUAAAAAAUAUUGAUUUCUCAAAAACUAUGUUAACUGAGUUUUUUAGAAUGAACCGUGUCAACAAAAAAGCUCAAAAUCUCAAGUGUUUGUAUAGAGAAUUUGCUGAGCACUUUGUUUGGACACCUGGUAAAAGAAAAUGGACAGAAAGAAGUAAGCAAAAGGUUAUAAACAGGUUAGUCAUUGUUAAACCAAGCAAAGGUGAUAAGUAUUAUUUAAGACUUCUUCUCUCACAUGUUCGAGCUCCUACAUCUUUUGAUGACUUGUUGACAAUUAAUGGAUGUAGAAUGAAUUCAUUUAGAGAGGCUGCCUUACAGCUUGGCCUCUUAGAAUCUAAUUCUUAUAUUGAGGAGACACUUGAAGAAGCAGCUGGUUUUCAAAUGCCUUCUUCGCUUAGAUUUUUAUUUGCUACUUUACUUCUACAUUGUGCUCCAACAAAUCCAAGUCUUUUGUGGGAAAAAUUUGAAAUGGAACUUUCGAGAGACUUCGAACGAGCACAGGUACAGGCUCAUCAUUCAACUGCUGAAAUAAGACGAAAAGUCUUGCUUGAUAUUAACAAAUCGCUCCAACAAAUGGGGAGCCAUAUCAGUGAGUACAAGUUAAUUGCGGAUGAUGUUAGUCUUAACUGUCAUAAAAGCAUGACAAAGGAAGUGGACAGUGAAAUGAGUAUUGUGGUGUCACCGGAAGAUUUAUUGAUAGUUUCAAAGUUAAAUGCAGAACAAAAACGUGCUUAUGACUUGAUUUUGGAGACUGUUUUUUCUUCCAAAGAACAAAGCUUUUUCAUUGAUGGUCUGGGGGGCACGGGAAAAACAUUUUUAUAUCGUUCGCUUCUUGCAACACUUAGAUCACAGGGGUACAUUGCAAUAGCUGUAGCAGCUUCAGGAGUUGUAGCAUCAAUUCUUCCUGGAGGAAGAAUUGCUUAG
Coffea arabica (coffee) is the source of this 3240-nucleotide messenger RNA. NCBI's taxonomy places the organism in Eukaryota, Viridiplantae, Streptophyta, Magnoliopsida, Gentianales, Rubiaceae. The record is from RefSeq and is a predicted model, not a curated record.